AUGCCCAACCCACCCAGAAAAACCCCCCGCGACCGCGUGCAACACGCCCUGCCGCCCUACACAGGCCCCUACCAAGUCGGCUUUCUCGAGCUCGAGCUCCCGGCACGGCGCCCGCGCGCCUUCGCGCCACACAUCAAGCGCAACGGCGAGUUCGCGCUCAAGCUCGACACGGUGCUCUUUGCCGUGUACUACCCCGCAGACCUCGACCCCCAAAACGAUAGGAAAAGGGGGCCGGUUAAGAAGGGUAGGGCGGCGACAGCAGCGGUGGUCCUAGGAGGCGGAGAGCGGGUGGCCAGCGAUGGCGACCGGGCGUCAGUUCAAACAGAAAGCAAGAAGGAGGGUGAGGAACGGAGGAUAGAACGGGACGGUCAAAAGCAGCCACACCUUCGCCGGGUCCCAUGGCUCCCCCGUCCGCGCGGCGCGACAUGCAAAGGCUACGCCAAGUUCUUCAACGUCCCCCACUGGCCCGUCACCGCCUACAUGGCCUCGACAAGCAUGUUCACCAAGCUACCCGCGUACCGGAACGCCCAGCUAUCCGAGCGAUGGCCCAGCACGAGCACGGCCAUCGGGGCAGCGCAACAGGGCGAGGCGACGACCAGCGCCGGCGGUUACGAGAGCGGCGAGACACUGGUGGAAGGGGAGGGGGAUAAGGAGGGGGUAUGUGACAAGCCGCGGUUUCCUGUGGUUAUCUUCAGCCACGGUCUUGGGGGGUCGCGGACGCUGUACAGCUCUAUCUGUGGCGAGCUGGCUAGCUUUGGGUUGGUGGUGGUGGCGGUCGAACACCGCGACGGGAGUGGGGCUCGGACCUUUGUCAACAAGGCCGGCAAGAAAGAAAAUCUGGAGAGUCAGGAUGUGGAUAAGUCGGCCGGGCCGCCGGAGAAUGAGAAGAAGCGCCGUAGGACACGGAGGAAGAGGAACACCGAGAUACGGCCGUACUACAAGAUCGACUACCUCGUUCCCAAGGACAACGCUCAGGAUACCUCUCCACACAACCCCAAUGGGGUCGACAAGGAAUUGCGCGGGGCACAGAUCGAGAUGAGGCUAGCCGAGAUCGAGGAGGCGUUCUACGUCAUGGGAUUGGUAAACAAUGGGAGCGGAGACAAAGUGCGCCGCGACAACCUUCGGGAAGUGGGCCACAUCGGCUCCAGUUCGAUCGGCCUUCGCGGCAUCGACUGGCGAGACUGGGAAGGUCGGCUGGACCUAGAAAGCGUCACCAUGAUGGGCCACUCUUUCGGCGGCGCGACGACGGUUCAGGCGUUGAGGUCCGACAAGCUUGCCUGGAUUACCCAGGGCAUCCUGCUCGACCCGUGGGGCCCCGCAACGCCGGAAUGCACCGAACAUAAGUCGGUCCACAAGCCGGUGCUGUCCAUCGGUAGUGAGGCCUUUAUGCACUGGGCCGAGAACUUCGAUUGCAUCGAACAGGUGUGCAACGAAGCCCGGGCGGCAGACACGCUCUCCUGGAUGACGACCAUCCGAGGAUCGACACACCUGUCCCAGACCGACUUUGCGGUUCUUUAUCCAAAUUGGAUGUCGUUGUUCAUGAAGACCAUCGUAGACCCCAAGCGCGCCAUUUGCCUCACAGUGCACUCGGCACUUGAGUUCCUCAAGCUCACGCUGCCCGCGCCGCAAACCAGGUUUGCCGAGGCAUGGGCGGACGAGCAGCUGCUAGGCAGCGCAGACUCCGAAACCGAGGCCGUGUCUGAUCACCGACCUGACGACAAAUGGGUCGCAGCCCGGUUAAAGAUCCCCAACGAAUUCUCGACGCGUCUCCGAAGCAUGUUCCAGCGAGACGCAUCGCUAGCUUCGCCGAGGGGCUUGAUGAACCAGGGUCCAGGGAACGAGAUCUGGUGUCAUCAAUCGCCUAGCCAGGAUUCUAUCGCGCGAUAUCUGAGGCGGAAUGGCCGGUUGCCCGUCCUGGGCAGUCAGGAGGGUGUCAUUGCCUGA
Chaetomium globosum CBS 148.51 is the source of this 1944-nucleotide messenger RNA. RefSeq lists its product as uncharacterized. NCBI's taxonomy places the organism in Eukaryota, Fungi, Ascomycota, Sordariomycetes, Sordariales, Chaetomiaceae. Gene Ontology annotation, molecular function: 1-alkyl-2-acetylglycerophosphocholine esterase activity. Bases 1 to 1944 code for a protein of 647 amino acids. The transcript has a single exon. The record is from RefSeq and is a predicted model, not a curated record.